AUGAUUGCUGGGAGGUGGAGUGCCUCGGCCGGGGCCUGCGCGGGGGGGGGGUCAGUUGGCAUCGGCGCCGACGCGGACGCCGGUCGUGGGACGGCGAUGCCUCAUCGCGGAGGCGGGGGGAGCGGCGGCGCUGAGCCGCGCGACGUGGCGCUCGCGUGCGCCUGGACGUCGGCGUCACUUGCCGUCGCCACGCGCCCAGCUGGCGCCGCGCCCUUCGCCGCACGCCCUCCACCCGCUCGUAUUGUUUUCAAUAGAAUUACUUUUCGGGUGAGUCCCAGAGUUCCGUCUCUCCAAGCAAUCAACGCAAGAGCCUUUGAAGGAGCCAUCCUUUAUGUGAGUUGUGAAUUUGAUGCAGACUUCUCUUAUUUGAGUGACGCUGCUUCGGAUGUUCAUGGCUUUAUUAGAGAAGAUGUACUCGAGUGGAGUGACCUAUAUGAAGAAGCACCAAUAGAAGGUUCCUUCCUGCCUCAUUUGUGCAAAACUUUGGGUCCACACAUAGGGUAUAGGGAGAUAUCGGACCCAGGAAAUCCACCGCAGCAGCAGCAGCAGCAGCAGUGUGUCGGCGGCGUGCGCGAGGUGGGCGCAGGGCGCGCGAGCGUUGGCGCUGCCGAGUUAGGCGGUGCGGAGCGAUCAGGUGGCGGCCGCAUUCCUGGACGAGCGCUCCCCUCCCUCUCUUAUCCCCUCCUCUCCCCUCCUCUCGUCUCCGCUCAGCGCCGCCCGCGGAAUACCGCGCCGCUGGUCAAGGCCCGCUGCGGCACGGCGCGGCGCGGCGCGGGCGCGGGCCCCGAGGACGUCGGCCCCGCGGUGCGUCUGGCGGCGCGGAGCACCUGCGGCAGCGCGCGCUCACGAGGCGCCGUGGAGGGGCACUGCGACCGACAGCGCUUUAGAGCUUAA
Messenger RNA from Gryllus bimaculatus (two-spotted cricket), 894 nucleotides. NCBI's taxonomy places the organism in Eukaryota, Metazoa, Arthropoda, Insecta, Orthoptera, Gryllidae. The record is from the annotation of a GenBank genome assembly.